Ictalurus furcatus (blue catfish) is the source of this 2276-nucleotide messenger RNA. It is a transcript of the gene pax7a, whose product is annotated as paired box 7a. Gene Ontology annotation, molecular function: RNA polymerase II cis-regulatory region sequence-specific DNA binding; DNA-binding transcription factor activity, RNA polymerase II-specific. NCBI's taxonomy places the organism in Eukaryota, Metazoa, Chordata, Actinopteri, Siluriformes, Ictaluridae. Bases 330 to 1853 code for a protein of 507 amino acids. The transcript is spliced from 9 exons. The record is from RefSeq and is a predicted model, not a curated record. Gene Ontology annotation, biological process: regulation of transcription by RNA polymerase II; anatomical structure development.
GAGGCAAACAUCUAAACAUCAUCUACCUUCAUUCAGUUUUUUUACUCUCUGCAUACUUUGUGUAAAACACACUGCACUCUUUAGUUGUUGUUGUUUUUUAUCCAAAGCGCGCCUGAACGCACUAGUGCGUGUGUGUAUGUGUGUGUGUGUGUGUGUGACUUUUUUCUGAGACUGUUAUUUACUUCAGUGUUUCUGGAAUCUAUUUUUUCGUGCAUGGCUUUUUAAAACACUGGAUCUGCUGUAGUUGUAGUUUCCUCUGACUAAAGCGAGACUGGACUUAUCUCUUUUAACAUCACUAGGGACUAUUAAAUAUUUUUAGAGUAGCUGUAAUGGCUACUUUACCAGGAACGGUUCCUCGAAUGGUUCGGCCAGCACCGGGCCAGAACUACCCCCGCACUGGAUUUCCCCUUGAAGUGUCCACCCCGCUGGGCCAGGGUCGAGUGAACCAGCUCGGCGGCGUGUUCAUCAACGGGAGGCCUUUACCGAACCACAUCCGACACAAGAUCGUGGAGAUGGCGCACCACGGCAUCCGGCCCUGCGUCAUCUCCCGACAGCUGCGCGUUUCCCACGGCUGCGUCUCCAAAAUCCUGUGCCGCUACCAGGAGACGGGUUCGAUCCGGCCCGGAGCCAUAGGGGGGAGUAAACCCAGGCAGGUGGCAACGCCCGACGUGGAGAAAAGGAUUGAGGAAUACAAGCGUGAAAACCCGGGCAUGUUCAGCUGGGAGAUCCGCGACAAACUGUUGAAGGACGGAGUGUGUGACAGAAGCACGGUUCCUUCAGGUGAGGCCUCAUCUGUGAGCUCCAUUAGCCGGGUUUUGAGAGCACGUUUUGGAAAGAAAGAUGAUGAUGAUGAUUGCGAUAAGAAGGAGGAAGAUGGAGAGAAGAAAACGAAGCACAGCAUCGAUGGCAUUUUGGGAGACAGAGGUCACCGCACAGACGAGGGUUCGGAUGUGGAGUCGGAGCCCGACCUGCCUCUGAAGAGGAAACAGAGACGCAGUCGCACCACGUUCACUGCCGAGCAGCUGGAAGAGCUAGAGAAGGCCUUCGAGAGGACACACUACCCCGACAUCUACACCCGAGAGGAGCUGGCUCAGAGGACCAAACUCACUGAGGCUCGUGUACAGGUGUGGUUUAGUAACCGACGAGCCAGAUGGCGCAAACAAGCAGGAGCCAAUCAGCUGGCAGCGUUUAACCACCUGUUACCUGGAGGGUUUCCUCCAACUGGAAUGCCAACACUGCCAACCUAUCAACUUCCAGAGACCACCUACCCUAGCACCACCCUCUCCCAGGAUGGAAGUAGCACAUUGCAUCGACCUCAGCCUCUCCCACCCUCGUCCAUGCACCAGGGCGGGCUCUCAGCCGACAGUAGCUCCGCCUAUGGCCUCUCGUCCAAUCGCCACACCUUCUCCAGCUACUCGGACACCUUCAUGGCCCCGUCGGCUUCGAGCAACCACAUGAACCCGGUCAGCAACGGGCUCUCCCCACAGGUGAUGAGCAUCCUGAGCAACCCCAACGCCGUGCCCACUCAGCCACAGCACGACUUCCCCAUCUCACCGCUCCACAGCAGCCUGGACGCCUCCGGCUCCAUCUCGGCCAGCUGCAGCCAGCGCUCGGAUCCCAUCAAGAGCGUGGAGAGCCUGGCCUCGUCCCAAUCCUACUGCCCUCCUACUUACAGCGCCACCAGCUACAGCGUGGACCCCGUUACGGCCGGCUACCAGUACAGCCAGUACGGCCAGAGUGCAGUCGACUACCUGGCUAAAAAUGUCAGUCUGUCCACCCAGAGGAGGAUGAAGCUGGGAGAUCACUCUGCAGUACUCGGCCUGCUGCAGGUGGAGACGGGACAGGCCUACUGAUCAUCUCAUCACUCACACACACACACACACACACACACACACAAACACCCUCACACACACACACCAGUGGAUCUGCUUAUUAAGUGAUCUGCUUGUAAUUCUCUAACACUUGUGUGUGUGAGAGACUUCCAGCCUGAUGUCCCUGGUGUUUAAGCGAGAACUCGUCUGAUAAAGAGGACAGGCUUUUAUUUCUGACCGUGUCUCUUCCUGUACUGUAUAUACUCAUCUAUGAAGUCAGACGUCAUUAAAAAUUGUUCAUUUUUUUUAUUAGUACUCUCCUGAUAAUGAUAUUUCUCCUCUUCCUUGUUGUUGUAAUUAUGAUUAACACCUUUGUUUUUGCUCUGAAACACAACACCGACCGGAUCUCAUGCAAAAGUCCGUCGAAUAAUUUUAUGAUUUCAACAAACAUCAUCAUCGUCAUCA